AGGCUCGCGGGGCGGGCGGCGCACAGGACCAUGGCAGCGGCCGCGACGUGGGGCCGGGCGCGGGUCGCCCUCAGCCGGCGGGGCCCGUGGGGCCGGGGCGGCGCCCCCCCGCGGCAGCCCCCCGCGCGCCCGGCCGGCGGCGGGCCCCAGGAGCGGGCGGGCGCCGCCCUGCCGGCCGCGGGCUACCGGGAGCUGCGGGAGCGGGCGGCCCGGGAGCCCGCCGCCUUCUGGGGGGCGCUGGCCCGGGAGCGGCUGCGCUGGGACCUCCCGUACCACACGGCCUGCGACGGCCCGCUCGGCCGGGGCCGCUGGUUCCUCGGCGGCCGCCUCAACGUGUCCGUAAACUGCUUAGACCAACAUGUCCAUCGGUCUCCAGACAGAGUGGCUUUGAUCUGGGAGAAAGAUGAGCCUGGCACUGAAGUGAGAAUCACAUACAGGGAACUUCUGGACAUGACCUGCCGUCUUGCCAACACACUGAAGAAAUACGGAAUACAAAAAGGGGACAGGGUUGCAAUCUAUAUGCCUGCGACCCCACUGGCUGUGGCGGCCAUGUUGGCUUGUGCCAGAAUUGGUGCUGUUCAUACAGUGGUCUUUGCUGGAUUCAGUGCAGAAUCUUUAGCUGGGAGGAUCAUUGAUUCUGGCUGCAAAGCUGUCAUUACCUACAACCAGGGAGUCAGGGGAGGACGAGUUGUAGAGCUGAAGAAGACUGUGGAUGAAGCUGUAAAGAAUUGUCCAAGUGUCAAGCAUGUCUUUGUGGCUCAGAGAACAGACAACGCAGUACCCAUGGGUAAUCGUGACAUUCCUCUUGAAGAAGAGAUGGCCAAGGAAGCUCCUGUGUGUGCUCCUGAAAGCAUGGACAGUGAAGACAUGCUGUUCAUGCUUUACACCUCCGGGAGCACAGGAAAACCCAAAGGGAUUGUUCACACUCAAGCUGGGUAUCUGCUUUAUGCUGCUGUGACACACAAGCAUGUGUUUGACUACCAGCAAGGUGAUGUUUUUGGUUGUGUGGCUGAUACUGGCUGGAUCACAGGACACAGCUAUGUUGUAUAUGGACCGCUCUGUAACGGAGGCACCUCUGUCCUGUUUGAAAGCACUCCCCUGUAUCCUGACCCAGGUCGUUAUUGGGAAACUGUACAGAGGUUAAAAAUUAAUCAGUUUUACGGUGCACCUACUGCUGUACGCCUGCUGCUGAAGUAUGGAGAUACGUGGGUGAAGAAGUAUGACAGAUCUUCCUUAAAAACCCUGGGAUCAGUGGGAGAACCAAUUAACCAUGAAGCUUGGCAAUGGUUCUACAAUGUAGUGGGAGACAGCCGGUGCACCCUUGUUGACACUUGGUGGCAAACAGAAACAGGCGGCAUCUGCAUUGCUCCCCGGCCCUCGGAGGAAGGAGCUGACAUCAUUCCUGCUAUGGCAAUGAGACCAUUCUUUGGGAUUGUACCGGCACUGAUGGAUGAGAACGGAAGAGUUAUAGAAGGAAAUGAUGUCUCUGGUGCUCUGUGCAUUGCACAGCCCUGGCCUGGGCUGGCGAGAACCAUCUAUGGAGAUGAUCAGAGAUUUAUAGAUACUUAUUUCAAAAAGUAUCCAGGUUAUUAUUUCACAGGGGAUGGUGCCUAUAGAUCCUCAGAGGGGUAUUACCAAAUAACAGGGCGGAUGGAUGAUGUCAUAAAUAUCAGCGGUCACAGGCUUGGAACUGCAGAGAUUGAAGAUGCUAUGGAUGAACAUCCGGCUGUGCCUGAAACAGCUGUGAUUGGUUACCCCCAUGAGAUCAAAGGAGAAGGUGCCUUUGCUUUCAUAGUGUUAAAAGAAGACACAGCUCAUACAGAACGUGUUAAAGAAGAACUCAGAUCUAUUGUUGCUUCCAAGAUCGCAAAGUAUGCUGUGCCUGAUCAUGUUCUGGUUGUGAAACGCCUUCCUAAAACGCGAUCUGGGAAAAUUAUGAGAAGGGUACUGAAGAAAAUAGUCGCUGACCAAUCCAGUGAUUUGGGAGAUAUCACCACGCUGGAUGAUCCAAACGUCAUCGUAGAAAUACUAGAUGCCUACCAGAAAUACAAAACCGAGCAGUCUGCAUCUUCAUAGGAAGGUCUUGAGUCUCUUUCCAAAAGAAAUUCAGAGAAACAACCAACCAUCCAGCUCUUUCAUGGACUAUCAUCAAAUUCUGCUCACUCCUAAGAGAACAAAAUGAUGAUUCCUCUCACUACAUACUCUAUAAUCUAUCAUAGACCAUGGUAUACAGCUGCCUUCUCUUUCCUUGGAAACCAUGGAAUACACACUGUGAAGCAUCAUAUUUUAAGAACCUUCUGAACAAGUGCCUGACUGAAUUUGCCAAAACUAAGUGUUUUCACACUAUUUUUAGGGAAAAUGUAUAGCAGCCUUUUUAGGUUUCCACUAGCUGCAUUAAAAAUAAACAGCUAGUAAAAUGUUUCUGACUGUUGAGGUAGGUGAUCUUUUUAAUGCUUGAAGCAAUACUUCCCCCCCUCUGCUCCCAGACACUCAUGGGGAGAGAUUUUGUAAUACAUUUUGCCAUUUUGGAGAAUAGUCAGUGAAUGUAUAUCUUCAAUUUUUCAUUCCAGUUAGAAUCAUAGAAAUGGGCUGGAAGGGACCUUGAGGAGUCAUCAAGUCCAGCCCCUUACCUGAGGCAGGACCAAGCUAGACUAUCCCUGAUAGAGGUUUGUCCAACCUGUUCUUAAACACAUCCAAUGAUGGGGAAGCCACAACUUAAAUUUAACUUGGUUAUCCCAGUUCAGGUAGCUGCAACAGUGGUGUCUUUUUAGAAAUGCUAUAUACUGCAGUGUAUAUUGUAUGUGCACUAUUUGUGAAAUGGAUCACAAUCAAGUUGCCAUAUUCUUUUCAUUACAGUUGGUUUGGUGCUUGAUCAUGGUUUUAGACCUCACCACACUUGGCUCAAAACAGUCAAUCUGGGGUCCAAAGGAUCCCAGCCUUUCCCUUUUCUUCUCCCAACUCAAUGAACCUAGGCCCAGAUCCUCAAAGGUCUUUAGGUCCCUAACUCUCAUUGAAAUCAAUGGCAUUGAAGCACCUAAUUACCUCUGAAGAGCAGCACCUACUCCCUUCUCGGUAACAUGGAUCUCGGCACCCAUCUGAACCUGGAGCUGAUUAGCCUCCUGUAAGCCCACGUUGCCUCAUGUCACUUACUCUGCAUUUUACAGCAACUACAUCUUUCUUUCCACCAGUGCCACUCAGGCCCUCAGUCCAGCACCCUGCAACUGGGGAAAAGGAAAGAACAGAAGCAAGGUCACACAAGGGGUCUGUGGUAGAGGCAGGACUUGAAAUCCAGUACUCCUGAGUUUUAGCCACAAGGUCAUCCGUCCUACCCACCUACAUGGGGAUUUAGCCUUAGGAUAUUUUGAAACUCUUAGGGAACUGGCUAGUACCCAGGUUCACUCACUGCUGGGGUGUCUCCUUGUGGCUGCAUCUGUGGAGUAGCUCUGCCUGGUCUGACUUCCCUUUCCUUUCCUUCGCUUGCGCUGCAGGCCCUCUUGCUCUCUUGUUGUAGCAGUGCUUCCUCCUUGUCGCUUGGUGCCCUGGCCAGGUCACUAUAGUUUUCUCCUUGUGGGGUAACAAAGUCUCACUGGACCAGCUGUGUGGGUGCCAUUCCAGGCAGUCCUCUCAUUCCAGACUGUGUCACUUUCCCCGUGGCUGGUAGGAGAACCCUGGUGCUACUCCAGGUUCCACUAGGAACCCUAUCAGCAGCAGCCAAGGUCUGCACAGUCCCAUCCCCUACUGCCAUUUCCUACUCCAUCUUCCACGGGCUUUCUUCUUCAUCCUCUGGGUAAGCCCUUUCUUCAGGGUCAGGAUCCCAGGGUUUCUGCUCCACCCCUGGGUUUCCUCCUCACCACCUCUCUGCUCCCAGAGAGUGACUGCAGACCUCCACACUGUAGCACCUUCUGCUCUCAUUUCCUGGCUUUAUACAAGCCCCCACUUACUCCUGCCUAGGUGGACUCCAUAUUCAGUGAGUGCUUGUCAGUCAAGCUCAGGUCUCCUCCCAGGUGCAGUUUACCAGGUUAAGUAGCUCCUUCCAAGCCACCUUAAUCCCUUCAGAGUGGUGUGGGGUGAACAACCCCACAACAGCUCGUCAGCACUGAGGGUCUCUCACAUUUUGAAGAACAGAAAAAGUGAGCAACAUCUGGGAGUUGUUACAGUGUAAUGAAUGUGUGACCUUGGGUGAGGCACUUCACCUCCCUGUGCCCCAGAGCCUCAUCUGCAAAAUGGGGACACUUGUGCUUCCCUGCCUCACGAGGGCUCAGGAAUGGCAGCGACAGGGGGUGAUGUGAGAGGUGUAAUUCUCUUGCUGCUAUCUUGGUGCUGAAGUAGCCACCAUGACUUGCUAAGCAUCCCUUUGGUUUUAGGCAGGGAAUGGCUUCCCCACUUCCAAAUAUCCCCUUCACAGGUAGACACAGGGCCAGCCCCUGCUGAAUUUUACCAGCAGGGGAUGCAGACUCCAUGCAUGGGCUUCCUGAAUAGACAAUUUUCCUUGUCUGCUGUGGUGUUGUAGCUAUGUUGGUCCCAGGAUAUGAAAGAAGUAAUAUCUUUUAUUGGACCAACGUCUGUUGGUGGAAGAGACAGAGUCAAACAUACAGAGCUUUGUGUGGCAUGAAAGCUUGUCUUUAAUUAUUUUCCUGGUCAGUAGCUAAUAAAUGUAAUAGAUUAAAAUCAUGCUUUAGGAGUAUCCCUCCCUUUCUAGUGCUACAGUGAUGCUAAAUUGUCUUUCCAUUCUACUCCCAUUGAAAGAAUUCUCUGCAAGGUGUGUGAUUAGAGCUUUGUUGCAUGUUCCACCGGGAACAAGGGGAAGGAAAAUCACUUUUAAACUACUUAAGGAAAAUAAUUAGAAUAGGAUAGGGAAAAAAUAAGGGGAACAGAAACUAGCUGUAGAAAAAUAUUCAUGGUCUUUUAUAACAGUUUAAAUGUUUCAGAGUUUACCUUAUUACUGUUUAAUUUGUAUGUUACCUUGGCACCAGGCAUUCGGGAGUGCUAAUCUGGAAGUGGACUGAUUGGUACAUGAAGAUUUUCCUGCUCCCUUUUGGGUAUUAGGAGGUUAGAAUAUACUCUAUUGGUAACUAGGCAUAGGUUAGUGCUUCACAAGCAGUAGCUACAUCAAAUAGUUACGUGAUUGCCACAGUAAUUUCUACACUAUUGUGCACCAUUUGGAGUCACUGAGCCGAAACUUGCAAUCCUACUGCAAAUCUAAUUUAGGGUAAGGCUAAACUUUGUGGGCUUCAGGGAGCUGCAGGAUUUGGCCCAGGAUCAGAGUAACAUAUUUUAUCUGUCUAUAUUAGAGCAAUAGCCUACAGCAAGGGUAGCUAUGAGCUCUUGAGCCAUAUAAAGGAUUCUGAUGCCAGGUCACUAAACAUGAAAGCAAAUCUCAAACUGCUUGUGUAUAAUCUGACUCCUCAGACAUAUGCAUUCUUAGAUCACACUUUGCCUGUGUUGCAUACUUUACAGAGGAGAGUGACCUUUGUACAUAUGUAUAUUAGAUUAAUCUGUCAUUUUUAUUGUCACUAGGGACUGCAGUAUUAAUGAAAUACAAUAAGCAGGAUCCCCCUCUUCCAUGGAAAAUCCUCAGAGCUUCCUCCACAUCUCUCCAGGGCAUUGCCCAUUCCUGUGCAAAAAAAGCAGUGAGGCCCCCCCACGCCCUUGUAACCACUUAGAUCCAUGGGGAGGGCCUGUGGUGUCCCAGGACUAGAGAUCCAGACGCUCUCUCCCUUACAAGUGUGCAGUUAGAAGGCUAUUAAAACUCCAAAAGAUGUCCAUCCUAUGUUUCUUCCAGCAACAUUAAAGAAAACCAUUAAAAAGUGCUCUUCAAACAGAAAACAUUCAGAAAUGCUUUUUACAGAGUCGACACACUCACCUGUUCAAACACUUGUAAAAUGGCCUCCAUAGUAAUGAAGAUUAAUGUUGGGGAAGAAAAACAACCUUUUAUGAGGACUGCACAAGUCACAUAAAAGCAACGAAACUAUUUACUAUAUUGUGGGAAUAAUGGACUUUUUUGUACUGGAGUAACCUCAAGCUUCCAACAUAAGUCUUGAUACUGUAAACACUUUCACACCUGCUUCUUUGCUCACCUGAACAGUCUCUCUGAGAUGACACAGGUGAGUAAAGUUAAGUGUGUGGGUAAGGGUUUGCUGGUUUGGGGCCACAGUCUCUUCAUUCAUCAUCUGCUCUGGUGAGUGGGGCAAAGCCGUAUCUUCUGUUCGUACACAAUGUGUGUCUUAACAUAAAAGUACCAAUGGAACUUAGCUGAUACAAAGGUUACAGAUUUAUUGAUGUAACUGUUCAGUCCAGAAGGGGCCAAAUGCAUAGCAAUAACCCUUAUGUAGUGGUAUGUACAAAGUAUGUACAUAUUCUUGUAUUUCAGUCAUAAGGAGCCAGAAACCUUGUGAAUUUCUAAAGUCAUGUAAACAACUCUACUAAAAUCAUUUUAAAAGUAACCCAUUAAGCAAGAUCAGAACACUUCAUGCCAAGUGAGUAUUGCAAUUAACUGUGAAUCCUCAGCGCCUCUUCUUCCUUGCAAUGAUUUCCAUAAAUUAGUCCAGCUGUUGAAGAUGUGUCCUGAAGUAGGUAUUGCUGCUUUGAGGUAACCUCCGUUUGGCAGGGCUCAGGACUAACUUUACAUCUUGCAAGAAAUGAAAUAUGCUCAUAGACGACUUUGCCACGAUGAAACUUUCCAACUAAUAGGUAAAGUACCAAUAUUUUUUUCUGAUCUCCUAUUAAAUUAUGGAGGCGCUGGCUGCAGCCCUAAAGGAAGGUUGAAUUGAGUUUUGCACUUAAUACUCUGUACUUCACCACUAUCUUGGUGCCUAAUUAAAAAUGUGCAUUCUAGCUUGUAGGCAAUCACGUAGUAAGACAUUAAUGAAACAUUUUAAAGGAUGAGGGACCAUAGUCCUCUCAAGGAGAGAGUCACUCACUGAACACUCUUGCGGCUCUGCUCUGAAAGCUGUUCUGUGCAGGUAGGCAGUCACAUUUACAAGCCCCACUGAAGUCAUUAGGGGUUCAUAGGGUCCUGUCCCUGUGGGUCGGCUUGCAGGAUUGGCCUUAAAAUGUACUUAUCUCUUUACUUGGAAUGUUGGAGGAUAUGAAGCUUCCAAAUAGCCAUAUGCCUUCCUCCUCUUGAAACUGCUCCUCACGCAAGCUGGUCACGUAGGAGCUAGAGAUACGCAAAACAUUUGAAAGACGGGGAACGGAACAGAUUUACUGAUGUUGGCUUCAUUAACAAAGAACAAAAGCAAAGGUAAUGGAAUCUUCCAAACAUCUUAUUGGCCAACAUUAGCUCGUGAAAUUGUAUUUUCCAGAUCACAUUUGCCUUUGCUGCAGCUGAUAUAGCAUCCUGAAUUACCUUUACACUCUUUUUAAACUGAAGGGGUACCAGGAAAUUUUAAACAGGGAAAUAAGAUUUUGCAUUGAGUACAAAUUCUCUUUGUUUGUUGCCACAAUUGGUUAGACUCUAAGGUGCCACAAGUACUCCUUUUCUUUUCACAGUCUUGUAGUGAACCAAAUGCUUUCUGUACAGAUUUGUGCACAUGUCUAACCUGCACAUUGUUUCAUUACUCCACUCCCCACCUAUGACUUUUAGCCAUAUUGCCUUUUUUUCCUCUCUGUGGAUAUGCAUGUUUGUUAAAUACUGUGGACAUAGGCCAUGAUUCUCUUAAUUUUAUUUAAGUCAUUGUUUUGUAGAUGUGGGAUAUAAAUAUGGAACAAAUUAACAAAGCACCUUGAACUUCUAUUUUAUUGUAAUCAUAUGGUUUAAAUAAAAACUUGUUUUCUGACCAGGAUCCAGAUCCUCACAGGUGUUUAGGCACCAGAGCCUAUAUACCUGUGAAGAUCUGGGCACAAGUGCCUUAAAACUAGACUCUGGAAUAAUAUAUGUACUCAGAUUUUCAUUAAAAGAAAUCCCUGUCCCUGUA
Molecule: messenger RNA, 7916 nt
Organism: Chelonia mydas (Green sea turtle)
Lineage: Eukaryota; Metazoa; Chordata; Testudines; Cheloniidae
Gene: ACSS1
Product: acyl-CoA synthetase short chain family member 1
Exons: 14
Coding region: 31-2076 (681 amino acids)
Cellular component (GO): mitochondrion
Molecular function (GO): AMP binding; acetyl-CoA synthetase activity
Source: RefSeq, a predicted model, not a curated record